AUGGAUUUGUACCUUGUUGGAUAUCUACUGUGCGUGUGGUUGUCCAGCUCGCGAGUGCUUGGAGGCUAUCCCAUUUGGUGGUCGCUAGCUCUGGGGCAGCAGUACUCGUCACUGGGCUCCCAGCCCAUCCUGUGUGGCUCUAUACCGGGCCUAGUGCCUAAGCAGCUGCGCUUCUGCCGCAACUACAUCGAGAUCAUGCCCAGUGUGGCAGAGGGUGUCAAACUGGGAAUACAGGAGUGCCAGCACCAGUUCCGUGGCCGAAGGUGGAACUGCACUACGAUUAAGGACAACCUAGCCAUCUUUGGCCCUGUACUGGACAAAGCUACUCGAGAGUCUGCAUUUGUGCAUGCGAUCGCAUCAGCCGGUGUGGCAUUUGCAGUGACUCGAUCAUGUGCAGAGGGAACCUCCACAAUGUGUGGAUGUGACUCGCACCACAAAGGGCCACCAGGGGAUGGCUGGAAGUGGGGUGGCUGUAGCGAGGAUGCUGAAUUCGGGGUACUUGUGUCUAGAGAGUUUGCAGAUGCCAGAGAAAACCGUCCGGAUGCCCGUUCUGCCAUGAACCGGCACAACAAUGAAGCUGGGCGAAUGACCAUUUUGGAAAACAUGCACCUGCGCUGCAAGUGCCACGGCCUGUCAGGCAGCUGUGAGGUAAAAACCUGCUGGUGGGCACAACCUGACUUCCGCUUACUUGGAGACUACCUAAAGGACAAAUACGACAGCGCAUCUGAGAUGGUAGUGGAAAAGCACCGGGAGUCGCGGGGCUGGGUGGAGACGCUGCGUGCUAAAUAUGCCUUCUUUAAGCACCCCACAGAGAGAGACCUGGUGUACUAUGAGGGCUCGCCCAACUUCUGCGAGCCCAACCCAGAGACGGGCUCGUUUGGCACACGCGACCGUGCCUGCAAUGUGUCAUCCCAUGGCAUUGAGGGCUGCGACCUGCUCUGCUGCGGCCGUGGCCACAACACGAGGACUGAGAAACGCAAGGAGAAGUGCCACUGUAUCUUUCACUGGUGCUGCUACGUCAGCUGUCAAGAGUGUGUCCGAGUGUACGACGUGCAUACGUGCAAAUGA
Molecule: messenger RNA, 1068 nt
Organism: Trichomycterus rosablanca
Lineage: Eukaryota; Metazoa; Chordata; Actinopteri; Siluriformes; Trichomycteridae
Gene: wnt3
Product: wingless-type MMTV integration site family, member 3
Exons: 4
Coding region: 1-1068 (355 amino acids)
Biological process (GO): cell fate commitment; multicellular organism development; neuron differentiation
Cellular component (GO): extracellular region
Molecular function (GO): frizzled binding; cytokine activity
Source: RefSeq, a predicted model, not a curated record